Molecule: messenger RNA, 1489 nt
Organism: Didymella exigua CBS 183.55
Lineage: Eukaryota; Fungi; Ascomycota; Dothideomycetes; Pleosporales; Didymellaceae
Exons: 2
Coding region: 101-1456 (451 amino acids)
Source: RefSeq, a predicted model, not a curated record
AACACCACAAGGAAAGUUGGUUGUAGAACUGUCAUCUGUGCUGCUUUGUGUCACAGCUCUAUACUCAUACCACCUUUGACUACCUUGGUCACCGUUGAACAUGGAUGUUGAACGGUGCGUCGCACUCCACAACGAGAUUCUACGCUCCAGCUGGAUCAGCUCAGGCCGCGAGCCAGACUCGCUGGAAUCCGCCUGCCAUACAUGGUUUGACACUUUCGGCGAUGAGGCUGAGGCUGUCCGUCCGAACCUCGCACCUGAUCUUGUUACCUUUCUCCAGCGUGCGCGGGUGAUCUACGACCUGGAAACGGGAGUUCAUCUUAACUUCUUUUAUUGGGUGCAAAAUCUUGCUUCGCCUGAUUUCAUGUUCGAGCACACCGAGGACUUGGCGGACGAUGAAGAUGAUGGCAGAUACCUGGUUCUUUACGCAAUGAGCAACUUCACAGGCCACUUCUGUGGGCUACUGUAUGACCAGGUACAACACCUUUGCAUAAUUAGUCCGACUAUCUACGAGAUCGAAGAUGCCCUUGAGCGGAGGGUAUGGUAUCCAUUGGAGACAGCCCUGGAGUACUGGCUGAGCCAGAUUCGCAAAGGAGCGAUCGCUGCUCUGCCGGAGGUCGAAGAUCGGAAUUACGGAAAUGAGCGGUUCGAACCUUGGGAGUUCGUUCCAUACACUGACGCUAUGCUGGACGAGAACAUCAACGCUUUCAAUCGUCUUGUCGAAGCCAUCGAAGCCCGCAUGCCUCCCCCAGCCAGCCCUACAAGCCCCACAGAGAUUGUCUACGGGCUUGUAGAUGAGAUCACACUCCAAAAUUUGAACCUACCCCAGCGCUUUGGUUACGAAUUCGUGCGCCGCGUACGCCGUCCACGUUUCCAGAUGAUCGCUCCAGGGCUCGAGGUCCUCGGCCCCUCCACAUUCGUAGAUCAGCCUUUCGGGUCGUUUUUGUACCCAGGUACUGUCCAAAUUCCUCCGCUUCUCCUCUUUCGCUUCAAGGCAAACUACACAGAUAAUACUAUGCCAAAUAAUCGUACUGGCGAGCCGAUUGCCCAGCUAUUCCCCCGGCACAGCCGCAUUACGACUUAUCCUGCCGGUCUCUACUUGCGACCAUCUUCGACAAUAAGCGCUGAAGAUGAAUGCUUAUUCCUUCUGCCGUUUGGCAUAGGGGCUAAUGGGUAUGCACGGAGGAGUGACGGAAGCAAGUUCGGUAGCAGGAGGACUCCAGCAGACAGCUGUUUCGACCUGUAUCGACCGGGGUAUCAGCCGUUUGAGCAACACCACGAACAUAGUCUUCGAGAUGUGCUGGAAAACUGGAGAGGUUUAGUAGAGAGUGGUGUUUGGCAAGUGGAUGAGAAUGGUGUUGCAGGCGGUAUUGAUGUGUGGAGAGAGGCGGAUAGUAAGGAAAGAUGGACACACUAUGUUAUUCCAAUACCUUACAGCGGUACAGAACGAGUUCCUUAACAAUGUUAUGAAGCAGAAAUACAGCAAUCUCAG